AUGUUUUAUCAGGUCGAGGAGUUGUAUUCCCUAGACCUUGAUUCCCUAAAUAAUCUAAGGCCCGUUUAUGGUUUGAUUUUCCUAUUCAAAUGGCGGCCGGGGGAAAAGGAUGACCGCCUUGUGAUGAAGGAUCCAAAUCCUAACUUGUAUUUUGCAAGUCAGGUUAUCAAUAAUGCUUGUGCCACUCAAGCGAUCUUGUCCAUCCUUAUGAACUCUCCGGAUGUUGAUAUUGGCCCCGAACUAUCGAAACUGAAAGAGUUCUCAAAGAAUUUUCCGCCCGAGCUCAAAGGGUUAGCAAUAAAUAACAGCGAAUCAAUACGAACUGCCCACAAUAGCUUUGCGAGGCCUGAGCCUUUUGUUCCUGAGGAGCAGAAGGCUGCUGGCAAAGACGACGACGUGUACCACUUCAUAAGCUAUAUUUCUGUUGACGGUGUACUUUAUGAGCUUGAUGGGUUAAAGGAGGGACCCAUUAGCCUCGGACAGUGCACUGGCGGGCAAGGCGACAUGGAUUGGCUGCAGUUGGUGCAACCAGUAAUCCAGGAACGGAUAGAAAGGUAUGCCAAAAGCGAAAUAAGGUUCAAUCUUAUGGCAAUCAUCAAGAACAGGAAAGAGAUGUACACAGCUGAGCUCAAGGAGCUCCAAAAGAGGAGGGAGCGUAUUCUGCAGCAGAUAAACACCUUACAGUCAGAGAGACCGGUCGACAUUAGCAAAUUUGAAGCACUAAACAAAUCUCUUUCGGAAGUGAAUUCAGGGAUUGAGGCUGCCACCGAGAAGAUUUUGAUCGAGGAGGAAAAAUUCAAGAAAUGGAGAACCGAAAACAUUCGCCGGAAACACAAUUACAUUCCCUUUUUGUUUAACUUUCUCAAGAUUCUUGCUGAGAAGAAGCAGUUGAAGCCCCUUAUUGAGAAAGCAAAGCAGAAGAAAGGAGGAACUCUGUGAAAGAAUGGUGGUUGGUAACUGUAAAAGCGACUUGCGGAUUCCUAAUUUAAUAUACCAAAUUUGAAUGGGUUUAAAUUAUAA
Morus notabilis is the source of this 1020-nucleotide messenger RNA. Its product is annotated as ubiquitin carboxyl-terminal hydrolase 2-like. The transcript has 3 exons. The coding region runs from base 1 to 939 and encodes 312 amino acids. Gene Ontology annotation, molecular function: cysteine-type deubiquitinase activity. Gene Ontology annotation, cellular component: cytoplasm. The record is from RefSeq and is a predicted model, not a curated record. NCBI's taxonomy places the organism in Eukaryota, Viridiplantae, Streptophyta, Magnoliopsida, Rosales, Moraceae. Gene Ontology annotation, biological process: protein deubiquitination; ubiquitin-dependent protein catabolic process.